This is a messenger RNA of Balearica regulorum gibbericeps (East African grey crowned-crane), 514 nucleotides long. The record is from RefSeq and is a predicted model, not a curated record. NCBI's taxonomy places the organism in Eukaryota, Metazoa, Chordata, Aves, Gruiformes, Gruidae.
UUUCUUUCCAGAAAUGGCAGCUUCUCUGUGGAAGAACUUACUUCAGACUACAAAGGAAAGGAUACUACAGCAGAGAAGGGCAUCGCUGUAUAUUGGUGCUGAUGGUUAUGAGGAAGAAUUGAUAAAGAAGAAACUUCAGCAGUUUGCUGGUGGAUCCAUCAAUCUCUCCAAAGUCAACAAUGGCAUUGGAAUACUUACUUUGAACAACCCAAAGUUAAUGAAUGCCUUUACAGGCACUAUGAUGCUCGAACUCCAGGAGAGGGUAGCUGAACUGGAAAACUGGAAGGAUGGCAAAGGCCUUAUCAUCUGUGGUGCAAGAAACACCUUUUGCUCGGGAUCUGAUUUGAAUGCUGUCAAAGCAAUUUCCAACUCCCAGGAUGGGAUGAAUAUGUGCAUGUUUAUGCAAAAAACUUUAACCAGACUUAUGAGAUUGCCUUUGAUCAGUGUUGCACUAGUCCAAGGAAAAGCUGUUGGAGGAGGAGCAGAACUUACCACGGCAUGUGAUUUCAGGUAA